AUGCAAGUGCCGGUUGUCGGCUGCACUUUCCUUACGCUGUCAGAUCGUGAGGAAAGUACUGCCGAGAACCGGCAGUUGUCAGAGCGGGGAUCGGCACCGAUCAUCAGGGCACUGAUGAUCAGUGCCCUGAUGAUCGGUGCCCAGCAGUGCCACCCGCAAGUUCCGCCCAUCUGUGCCCUGCACUCCGCCCACCUGUGCCCAGCAGAUCACCCACCUGUGCCCAGCAAUGCACCCACCUGUGCCACUCUGCAGUGUCACACACCUGUGCCCAGAAGUGCCACCUACCUGUGCCCAGCAGUGCCACCCACCUGUGCCCACCAGUGCCACCCACCUGUGCCC
Messenger RNA from Staurois parvus, 339 nucleotides. The record is from the annotation of a GenBank genome assembly. Lineage: Eukaryota; Metazoa; Chordata; Amphibia; Anura; Ranidae.